GGUUAAUUAGAGCUGGAAGUUAAUUAGUAUGCCUUCAUCUAAAGAUUACUUGGCUCCAAUUAGCCUGUCAUCUCAAGCUAGUAGUGUAUCUUCUGCUGCAGCUGCUCAUCGUCGUCGUGGUUCCUCGGUAGGAAAAAUCGAUGUAGGUGAUACUAGUUCUCCUGGUUUAUCAACAUUACAUACUUCAAAAGUUCAAAGAAAGAAGUCAGAGGCAAGAAUCUUGGAAUUGAGUAAAGAAUCUAAGUCUGACAUUGCUAUAGUUAAAAAAAUUUAUGUUGGAUUUACUGAACUUUCAUAUAGACAUACUUGGAUCGUACCUCUUAUUGUAUUAAUUCUUUCAUUCAGUACUUACUAUUUAUCUGCUCCUGAUUCAAAAGUUCAUUUAUUGUUACAAGAUUUGAUAGUACCAUCUUAUAAGAUUGAAGGUACCGAUCAAUAUGGUAAAGGUAGAAAUGAUUUUUAUUUUGUUGGAUUCUACGCUAUUUUCUUUACUUUCUUAAGAGAAUUCUUUAUGUGUUGUAUUUUGAGACCUCUUGCUGGUUACUUUGGCCUUAAGAAAGAAGCCAAAGUUAAAAGAUUUAUGGAACAAACAUAUGCAAUGUUUUACUAUGGAUGCUCUGGUCCAUUUGGUUUAUGGAUCAUGUCUCAUUUACCACUUUGGUUCUUUGAGACUACUCCAUUUUAUACUGACUACCCUCAUAAAACUCACGACUUUUACUUCAAAAUUUAUUAUUUGGGUCAAGCUGCGUUUUGGGUCCAACAAUCGGUAGUUUUGAUCUUACAAUUAGAGGCUCCAAGAAAAGAUUUUAAAGAAUUAGUCUUACAUCACAUCAUUACUAUUGCCUUGAUUUGGAAUUCUUAUAGAUUUCAUUUCACGUGGAUGGGUUUGGCUAUUUAUAUUACAAUGGAUGUAUCAGAUUUCUUCUUGGCUACUUCAAAGACUUUGAAUUAUAUAAAUUCCCCAUUAACUGGUCCAUUCUUUGUUAUAUUCGUUGGAGUUUGGAUUUAUCUCAGACAUUAUAUCAAUUUGAAAAUAUUGUAUUCUGUUUUGACUGAAUUCAGAACUGUUGGUGAAUGGGAAUUAAACUGGGUUACUCAACAAUAUAAAUGUUAUAUUUCUCAACCAAUUGUUUUCUUCUUAAUUGGGGCUUUACAAAUCGUUAAUGCAUAUUGGUUAUUCCUUAUUUUCCGUAUUUUAUGGAGGUAUGUGGUUGGUGGAGUUGCUAAAGAUGAAAGAAGUGAUGAUGAAUCCGGAUCUGAAGAAAGCAGUGAAGACGAAUCUAAGAAACACCAAUAGAUACAUAAUUCCCAAUCAAAUCUAUUCUUUACUCAUUGUACAAAAUUAUACUCCUCAGCAUGUAUACAUCUACAUAAUAAUUUAAUACUUAACCCACUUGUAGAUAUACUUUUUAAUUUUAUUUGUAAUGUUGUUUAUUAUUAAUUUCAAAGUUUAAUAGAUAUAUUUAUUAAUUGCAAAAAA
Messenger RNA from Scheffersomyces amazonensis, 1480 nucleotides. Its product is annotated as TLC domain-containing protein. Gene Ontology annotation, cellular component: membrane. Lineage: Eukaryota; Fungi; Ascomycota; Pichiomycetes; Serinales; Debaryomycetaceae. Gene Ontology annotation, biological process: ceramide biosynthetic process. The transcript has a single exon. Bases 29 to 1297 code for a protein of 422 amino acids. Gene Ontology annotation, molecular function: sphingosine N-acyltransferase activity. The record is from RefSeq and is a predicted model, not a curated record.